This is a messenger RNA of Loxodonta africana (African savanna elephant), 1438 nucleotides long. Its product is annotated as olfactory receptor 8G1-like. Gene Ontology annotation, cellular component: membrane. The record is from RefSeq and is a predicted model, not a curated record. Bases 135 to 1070 code for a protein of 311 amino acids. The transcript has a single exon. Lineage: Eukaryota; Metazoa; Chordata; Mammalia; Proboscidea; Elephantidae. Gene Ontology annotation, molecular function: G protein-coupled receptor activity; olfactory receptor activity; odorant binding. Gene Ontology annotation, biological process: G protein-coupled receptor signaling pathway; sensory perception of smell.
AUAUGGAGAUGAAGGGGACACCUAAAUAAUAAAUCAUUAUAUGGGGCAUCAUUGUUAAAAUGAGCACUAACAAAGAUGUUCCUCCAGUAACCAUGCCUUUGUCUCUCUCCGCUCCAGAAACUGCGCGGUAGAAAAUGGCAACAGGAAAUCACUCCACGGUGACCGAGUUCAUCCUUUCUGGGCUAACAGACAAACCAGAACUCCAGCUGCCCCUCUUUCUUUUCUUCCUUGGAGUCUAUAUUAUCACAGUGGUGGGGAAUCUGGGCAUGAUCACACUGAUUGGGCUCAGUUCCCAUCUGCACACCCCCAUGUACUAUUUCCUCAGCAGUUUGUCCUUCAUUGAUCUCUGCUUUUCCACUGUCAUUACCCCCAAAAUGCUGGUGAACUUCGUGACAGAGAAGAACAUCAUCUCUUAUCCUGAAUGCAUAAGUCAACUCUAUUUCUUCCUCAUUUUUGCUGCCUCAGAAUGUUACAUGCUGGCUACGAUGGCAUACGACCGCUAUGUUGCUAUCUGUAGCCCAUUACUUUAUAAUGUCAUUAUGUCCUCUCAGGUCUGUUUGUGCCUGGUUUUGGGGGUAUAUAUGUUAGGCCUGGUUUGUGCAUCAGCUCACACAGGUUGCAUGCUUAGGGUUCAUUUCUGCAAAAUUAAUGUGAUCAACCAUUAUUCUUGUGAUCUUCUUCCUCUCUUAAAACUCUCCUGUUCUAGUACUUAUGUUAAUGAAUUAUUGAUUCUAGGUUUUGGUGCAUUUAACAUCUUUGCCCCAACCCUGACCAUCCUUGGGUCUUAUGUCAUCAUCAUUGCCUCCAUCCUCCACAUUCACUCCACUGAGGGCAAGUCCAAAGCCUUCAGCACAUGCAGCUCCCACAUUUUGGCAGUUGCAAUCUUCUAUGGUUCUGCAGCAUUCAUGUACCUGCAGCCAUCAUCGGUCAGCUCCAUGGACCAAAGAAAAAUGUCUUCUGUGUUUUACACCAUCAUUGUGCCUAUGCUGAACCCCCUGAUCUACAGUCUGAGGAAUAAGGAUGUCAAUGUUGCCCUGAAAAAGAUUCUAGAGAAAAGAACAUUUUCUUGAACAGAAAUAAUGUGAGGAUGAUUUUUUUUUUCAGAUCUAAUCUUUUUGGCUAUUACAUUAUAUGAGGUAUUUUAUUUUAGUCCAUCUAUGCACAUUUUUAGUAAUUUGGUGAUUUUAUUGAUGUUAUUUCUUAUUUCCAUGGCCAUUCUGAUUCUAUUCCACCUGAGAUCUUCUCUUAUAUGUGUCAGUGAGACACAAAUUAGAAGAAACAAUAAGGUUACAAGAAUACUGGGACCAACUACUGCCAUCAACACCACCACCUCCCUCUUCUUCUAUACAAUUGAUAAAAACUCAGUACUCAACUGUAUUUAAAACACCAUAUUCCAACAUUGAUUAUCAAUCUCUUUUUUCCCAUUCAGUCAGUAACU